This is a messenger RNA of Chanos chanos (milkfish), 4860 nucleotides long. RefSeq names its product TUB like protein 4b (gene tulp4b). Bases 1 to 4860 code for a protein of 1619 amino acids. Gene Ontology annotation, molecular function: protein binding. The transcript is spliced from 15 exons. NCBI's taxonomy places the organism in Eukaryota, Metazoa, Chordata, Actinopteri, Gonorynchiformes, Chanidae. The record is from RefSeq and is a predicted model, not a curated record.
AUGUUGGCUGCCGUGGAACAUGGUCCCAUCCUCUGCAGUGAUUCCAACAUCUUGUGCCUGUCAUGGAAGGGGAGGGUUCCUAAGAGUGAGAAAGAAAAGCCGGUUUGUCGGAGGCGCUAUUAUGAGGAAGGCUGGCUAGCCACUGGCAAUGCGAGGGGUGUUGUUGGGGUGACUUUUACAUCCAGUCACUGCAGGAGAGACAGGAACACCCCACAGAGGAUUAACUUCAAUUUAAGAGGCCACAACAGUGAGGUUGUGCUGGUUCGUUGGAAUGAGCCCUUCCAAAAGCUGGCCACAUGUGACAUGGAAGGGGGGAUAUUUGUAUGGAUACAGUAUGAGGGUCGGUGGUCUGUGGAACUGGUGAAUGACCGGGGUGCUCAGGUAAGUGAUUUCACCUGGUCACAUGACGGCACUCAGGCCCUCAUCGCUUACCGAGAUGGCUUUGUCCUGGUGGGCUCAGUGAGCGGUCAGAGACACUGGUCCUCUGAAAUUAACCUGGAGAGCCAAAUCACUUGCGGCAUCUGGACCCCCGAUGACCAACAGGUGUUGUUUGGAACAGCAGACGGUCAGGUGAUUGUGAUGGACUGCCAUGGCCGUAUGCUUGCACACAUCCUGCUCCACGAGUCAGACGGCAUUGUAAACAUGUCCUGGAACUGUCCAGACUUCCUAGUAGAGGACAGCACUGAAAGUGAUACAGACUCUGAUGACAAUGCCCCGCCUCAAGGUAAACUGCAGUUCCUGAGAAGUUUGCGCAAUCUUAAACCACUUCUCACGGUCAGCUUCAUAUCUGGAGACAUAAGUCUAAUGAACAACUAUGAUGACCUGUCUCCCAACAUAAUCCGCUCAGGACUUAAAGAUGUGGAAGUGCAAUGGUGCUCUCAAGGAGACCUCUUAGCUGUGGCUGGAAUGGAGAGACAAGGCCUUCCCUCUGAUUCAGCAUGUGCCUCAAUAAUGAGGAAUGCCCUUGUCAAGUUUUACAAUGUUCAAGGGGAACAUAUAUACACUUUAGAAACACCUGCCCAGCGGCCAAUCACCACCAUAUGCUGGGGUCACAGGGACUCCCGCCUGUUUCUGGCCAGUGGACCAGCACUGUACGUGGUCCGUGUAGAGCACAGAGUUGCCAGUCUGCAGCUGCUGUGCCAGCAGGGCAUUGCAAGUGCACUACGCGAGGAAAGGGAUGUUGGCAAACUGAACAUGCCAUCCCUCCUCUGUUCUUACGUUACGACAGCAUUCAUCCCAACUAUCAAGCCACCCAUUCCUGAUCCCAAUAAUAUUCGGGACUUUGUGAGCUACCCAGCAGCGGGGAAUGAGAGGCUGCAUUGUACUAUGAAGCGUGCAGAGGAGAACCCAGAGGCUGGAGGACCCUGCUACACCCUUUAUUUGGAACACCUUGGAGGCCUGGUGCCCAUUCUCAAAGGCAGACGAAUCAGCAAACUACGCCCUGAAUUUGUGAUAAUGGACCCAAAAAUGGACAGUAAAGCAGAUGUGGUCUGUGUGAAUGGUAUGAUCUCCUACAUGACUGACAGCUGUAACUGCUCUGACUCCAGUGAUAUUGAGCUGAGUGAUGAGUGGGUUGGAAAGAAGUCACCAAAACUUUCCAGGGGAAACAGAUCACCCAAACUCCCAAGAAUCAACAUGGAGUCAAGAAAAUCACCCAAGCUUGCCCAAGCAUCUCAGGAAAUGUCCAGGUCUCCAAGACUACCCACGAAGAGGCCUCCGAUUCGAUCUCCAAGCCUCACCCGAAGAGAGUUUCCAAUAGACAGCAUCAGUGAGCAUAAUUAUCUAGCUCAAGUCACUUCCAAUAUUUGGGGAACAAAAUUUAAGAUUGUUGGACUGGCCUCCUUUUUGCCAGCAAAUUUGGGAGCAGUUAUCUAUAAAACUAGUUUGCUUCACCUACAACCACGACAGAUGACAAUUUAUCUGCCUGAGGUGCGCAAAAUUUCUCUGGAUUUCAUGAGCCUGCCAGUCUUUAAUCCCAAUGUAUUUAGUGAAGAUGAGGAUGAUUUACCAGUGAUGGGACCCUCGGGAGUGUCAGGCGACAACCCUCCCUGCACUGUCAAUAUUCCCAUUGCUCCCAUCCACAGUCCUGCGCAAGCAAUGUCUCCCACGCAAAGCAUAGGGCUAGUCCAGUCCCUCUUAGCCAAUCAGAAUAUUCAGCUUGAUGUCCUGACCAACCCCACGGCCACAGCAGCUGCAGCAGUGGCAGCAGCGGCAGCUAACGUAACAGUCCCCGAGCACAGUCAAGAGAGUGUAUCAGCGCAGUACACCGUGCCAGCAAGAUACUCGAAUCCUGGACAGGUGAUUUUCAGCGGGUUAGAGAUGGGUAGUCUUCUGAGCGGAACUCUUCCUCCACCACCUCAUCACUUGCCACUUCAAGCCCAUCAGCAACGUCAACAACAACAACAACAACAACAACAACAACAUCAUCAACAACAACAUCAACAACAGCAGCAGCAACAACAAGAUCAUCAAUCACCACAGUCCUUUAUCGAAGGUGAUACCACUCUUGAGAUGCAGAUGAGGAAGGUCAACCCUCCACCACCAUACCCAGGGACAGUGGUUUCUGCAGCAGCUGCACCUUCAACAGCUCCUCAAGGUCUCAUUGGUAGCAAUGAAAAUGCCAAUACACUGCCAACAGACCCUUGUCUAAAUAAAGAUGAGUUCUCUCUUCACCCAUUGGGUCUUCAAUAUCCUACUCCACUGGGCUACGAGAGAAUCACCACUUUUGACAGCAGUGGGAACGUGGAGGAGGUGUGCCGGCCACGGAGACGACUCAUCCGAAACCAAAAUGCCUAUGGUGUCCAGGGUAUUGGUGGUUCAGCCACGCUGAAGAUCACCUCAUCUGAGACCAAGAAAGUUCAGCUUCCAUAUAGCUCAGCAACUCUCAGUCGUCUUUCAGUGCCCCGAUACUCCAUACCCAGUGGAGAUCCACCACCCUAUCCUGACCCGGCCAAUCAGAUUAAUGUUGUUAGGAGUCCACCCCAAAGAAUUGACAGUAGUUUGAUCCACGCAACUCUGAGACGUGACCGCAGGGAUGUUGCUCUUAAGGUUUCUCAAGUGGUUGAUUCAGUGAGGACUCUACCAACUAAAUCAAAAAUGAAUAGUGCUCUUGCACUUUCUUACCAACCUAGGGUUCCCACAGCUUUGUAUACUUGUACCCAAUGUAGUAGCAAUAGCAGCAGCACCAGUGUAAGUGUAAGUGGUUGUAGUAGUAGUAGCGGCAUUGCAGGAGGAACUGUAGUUCGACAAGAUUUCCCCCCAGGCAAAGGAACUCAGCACAGUACCAUUAUUGUACACUCCAAAAGUGCGUCACCUUUAGCCUCUCAAUCAUCCUACAAUCUACUCAGUCCUGUGGAGAAUACUAGGGACCGGACUGUGUAUGUCAACUCUGCCUUCACUGAAGAUGAGACACUAAACCAACAGUGCCAUCUAGAAAAGUCUGUACGUCAUUUAACACUUGGAGAAGUUGGCAUGACAGUCAAACGCCCACCUCCUUAUCAGUGGGAUUCUGCUGCCACUGAGCAGAUCUGGAUACCUCAAGAUCAAAAUGUUCUUAGCGGACCCCCAGGACCACACAAACCACCUCCUCUUAUACUUAGCCAAGCCCAGCACUUGGACAUGACACAGUUACCAUUCGUACUUUCGGCAAAACCACCCUCCAGUCCUAGUGCAGUGACCUUCCCAUCGAGCUACCAGAUCUCUUUGUCACCAUUUCCUCCUGGCAUGGGGCAUAGUGGACAACAACUUCAGUCCCUACAAAAUCCCCCACAGCCAUGUACUCCCAAUGACAUGGUGACUUCUGUUCCAUUCUCCCAACAGGAACCCACUCUAGUCUUGCCUCCUGGUUAUCCAACUAAUCUUACAAACUUGGCGUGCUGUCCACUCCCACCGAUGUACCCAGGCGGCUCCUGUACCAACCUUCAGUUACAUCCGAUGGCCUUGCAUCCUUGGAGCACUUAUAAUCCUUGUCCCCCUAUGCAAGAUCCAACAGGUACCUUGCCCAGUAAGUCCCACCAGAUCAUGGAGAAGCCAAUCCUUUCUCCACCACCUCCACCUCCUCCCCCUCCACCUCCUCCACCUCUCCCUCCUCCACCUCCACCUCCACCAGCAGAACUCCUGAGCCAUCAAAACACCCCAGAGGUUCUUGCUGAGUCAGGGGAGAGCUUUCAGGAACAGUCCUCCCUCAAUGAGAGUCCAGUACCACAAGAGUCAGACAGGUUUGGCAAAAAGGGCCGCAAAAGUCUGGACAGCAGGACAGAGGAAGCCAGCAUGUCUACUGUUUCUGAGGGCAAGUCGAGAAAGGAAGCUCGUGCACUCUCUGACUUCAAUUCUCUCAUCUCUAGCCCAAGACUCGGUGGCAGAGAAAAGAAAAAGCCCAAAGGACAGAAGGAGCAAUUGAACAAAGCCAAGAAGCUGAGCAGGACAAAUGAGUUUCAGGACAGCUCAGAGAGUGAGCCUGAACUGUUCAUCAGUGGUGAUGAGCUGAUGAACCAAAGCCAGAGCAGCAAGAAAGGCUGGAAGAGCAAGCGCAGCAUGAGAACAGCAAAUGAACUAGAGGAGAUCAAGUGCCGUAAAGCCAAUGAGAGAGAAGAUCAUGCCCUGGGCAGCCAGGGCUUUGUCUAUGUCAUGGCUAACAAGCAGCCACUGUGGAAUGAGGCCACCCAGGUAUACCAGCUAGACUUUGGUGGGCGAGUGACACAGGAAUCUGCUAAAAACUUCCAGAUUGAGCUGGAUGGAAGACAAGUAAUGCAGUUUGGCAGAAUUGAUGGCAAUGCGUAUAUCCUGGAUUUCCAGUAUCCAUUCUCAGCUGUGCAAGCAUUUGCAGUUGCCUUGGCCAAUGUCACUCAAAGGCUUAAAUAG